AAAGCAAAACAAACUGAUUCCGUCGGGCGUCGACAAAGCGAAACAAAAAGGCAGACCUCCCCGAUAACGAUACACCGCCACGUGUCCCGAAGGUCAACGUCACCCCGAAAAACUGACUUCUCUGACUCCCAACUCGACUCUUCUUUCCCUCCCAUUUAACACUGACGUAGACUCCGCACAUAACUCCACCACCAAACCCCAACCGACGCUCCUUCCUUUCCCUCUCUCCCUCCUUCUUUCGCUUUCGGACUCCCCCCGACCCGACCCGCCAUGGCCGCGGCCUCCGCCUCCCCCGACAGGAUCCCAGUCACGCCCCAGCAGCAGCACCAGCACCCCGUCAUCGAGCCCUCGCCGUCCAGAUUCUCCACCGACUCCGACGCCGGGGCGUCCUCACCGCUCGUCUCCUGCCCCGCCGACUCACCUGAUCGCUCCGAUUCUUCCGUUGCUUCUCCCAACACCGAUCAGUCUGCUGCAAGAUUGAGGAGUGAAGAGUAUCGGCAGUUGUUUCGGCUUCCAGCUGAAGAAGCCCUCAUCGAAGAUUUCAAUUGUGCAUUCCAGGAGAAUAUACUUAUUCAGGGUCAUAUGUACCUGUUUGUUCAUUAUAUUUGCUUUUACUCAAAUAUAUUUGGAUAUGAGACAAAGAAAAUAAUCCCCUUCCAGGAAGUCACAUGCGUAAGAAGGGCGAAGACAGCAGGGAUCUUUCCUAAUGCAAUAGAAAUUUCUGUUGGAGACAAGAAGUACUUCUUUGCGUCCUUUCUGUCCCGUGAUGAAGCUUACAGAAUCAUAAAUGAUGGUUGGGCGCUAUAUGUUGAUGGUGCCAAAGUGACUACAGAACAACAGGAAUCAAUCACUGAGACUAAAAACCAAGAGAAUGGAGUCGUAAUUGAAAAAGUGGAGAGCUCCAAUUGCUUAGUUAAUGAAUUGGAUUCUACUGAAAGGAACACUGAUACUCAAAUUUCAAAGGAUUCUGAGCUCCCACCCAAAGUUGAAGACGAUUCUGUGUUGACAUCGCUUCCAGAGCCCAAAGGUGUUAUCGAAGAGGAUAUAGAACCAGUUCUGAAUGGUGAACCUUCAUCUUCAAGAGAUACCUUGAUAUGGAAGGAAGAAGAUUCUGAUGCCCCAAAUGUUCCAGAAUUUUAUACAAAGGUUGCGGAGUCGCAGUUUCCGAUAAAGGUUGAAGAUUUCUUUAGUUUCUUUUACUCAGAUGAUGUGUUCAUUGAAUCAUUCCAUAACAGUUGUGGAGAUAAAGAGUUCAGCUGCACUUCAUGGCAGCCUCAUGAAAAGUUUGGACAUACCCGCGAUGUUUCAUUUCAGCAUCCAAUUAAAAUCUACUUUGGUGCAAAAUUUGGUAGCUGUAAGGAGCUCCAGAAAUUUCGAGUACACAGAAACAGUCAUUUAGUUAUUGAGACAUCACAAGAGAUCAACGAUGUGCCUUAUGGAGAUUAUUUCCGGGUUGAGGGGCUUUGGAAGGUGGUGAGAGAUACUGAUGGAUCAAGGGAAUGCUGCAAUUUGAAGAUUUACUUGAAUGUGGCAUUUUCAAAAAGAACUGUUUGGAAAGGAAAGAUAGUGCAGUCUACCUUGGAAGAAUGUCGAGAGGUUUUUGCUACCUGGAUAAACAUGGCACAUGAAUUGUUGAAGACAAAGAACCUUGAGAAACAAGCAGAGAGUAUUCGUACGGUUAGCAUGGUUCAGAAAUGUGAAGUUCAUCCUACAGAUGAAGCAGAGACGGUUCAGUCUUCUGAAAAGUUUUACGAGCCUAGUGAUAGGAUACAACAGAUAUCUGCAUCCAUAAACCCUAAGCACAAAGUUAGCAGUCUAUUUCAAGAAAGUCCGAGUGAUACUUACUCUCUUACCUCAUGGUUGAGAGAUUAUAUGAUGAAAUUCGGUUCAUCCUUGAGGAAUCAAAGCCAUCUUCCAUUGAUCAUAGUUAUCAUUGUUGCCGUGGUUUUCAUAAUGCAGUUGAGCAUACUUGCACUACUAGCUAGACCCCAACACAUCCAUGUGCACUCUCCUGUGGACUAUACAAGUGUCGUGGGCAGUGGUGUUGGUGGGAGAUCUUCUGAAGUUAUUACUUGGCUGGAGAAGCGAGUUCACAACCUUAAAGACGAGAUGAACUUGGUUGAAGCUCGGCUUGAGAGCAUGCGACAUGAACAUGCUCUCCUAAAAUCUCAACUUGAAGAUUUCAAGCAUCUUAUUAAGCGUAAAUAAUCGAACUGUAAAUCCUCAUUCUUUUGGUGAUUUUAUCUUAUUCUAUUUUUUUCCUCUGGUAUUAUUGAGAAAUGUAAGUUGUUCAAGUUAGAAAAUUAGAAAACUUGUUGUAACCUAGAAUCAGUAAGCGUAUAGAGAAAUUUCUCAUAGCCAAUAUUCGUCUAGGGGAAUACAAAGUAGUAAUCACUUAGCAGCCACACGUAUUGCCAAAAAAUAGUAAGAAUAAAGUUUUAAGAUGCGAUAA
This is a messenger RNA of Rosa rugosa (rugosa rose), 2452 nucleotides long. Its product is annotated as protein VASCULAR ASSOCIATED DEATH 1, chloroplastic. Gene Ontology annotation, biological process: negative regulation of programmed cell death. Lineage: Eukaryota; Viridiplantae; Streptophyta; Magnoliopsida; Rosales; Rosaceae. Bases 271 to 2208 code for a protein of 645 amino acids. The transcript has 18 exons. The record is from RefSeq and is a predicted model, not a curated record.